This is a messenger RNA of Impatiens glandulifera, 6738 nucleotides long. RefSeq names its product protein MOR1. Gene Ontology annotation, molecular function: microtubule plus-end binding; microtubule plus end polymerase activity. NCBI's taxonomy places the organism in Eukaryota, Viridiplantae, Streptophyta, Magnoliopsida, Ericales, Balsaminaceae. Gene Ontology annotation, cellular component: spindle pole; centrosome; microtubule plus-end. The coding region runs from base 189 to 6287 and encodes 2032 amino acids. The record is from RefSeq and is a predicted model, not a curated record. Gene Ontology annotation, biological process: microtubule polymerization; establishment or maintenance of microtubule cytoskeleton polarity; mitotic spindle organization. The transcript is spliced from 54 exons.
UUGUCUUUGGGCAAUUUCUCUCUCUUUCUUUCUCUCUCUGCCCUCCCCGGCCGGCGCACGGCAGCAAAGAACAUAGAGGCGCUUUCUUCAUCUACAUUUAUCUACCUGAGAUUUCUUCUCUUUGCAUUUGAGAUCUUCAGGUAUAGGUAAGGAAGGUAAGUUUAAAGGAGGAUAAUAUAUAGGUUAAAAUGUCGGAGGAUGAUAAGUUGUUGAAGGAGGCCAAGAAACUUCCAUGGGAGGAUCGAUUGACACACAAAAAUUGGAAGGUACGGAAUGAUGCGAACAUCGACCUAGCCGCCUUAUGCGACUCUAUCACGGAUCCCAAGGAUCCACGCCUUCGCGAGUUCGGGCCGUUUUUCAAGAAGGCUGUUGCGGAUGCAAAUGCACCGGUUCAGGAGAAGGCUCUCGAUGCUUUAAUUUGUUUUCUGAAAGCAGCCGAUGCUGAUGCCGGAAGGUACUCUAAAGAAGUAUGCGACGCAAUUAUCACAAAAUGUCUCACAGGUAGGCCGAAGACAGUGGAGAAGGCACAAAUGAUUUUCAUGCUUUGGGUAGAGUUGGAGGCCGUGGAAUCAUUCCUGGAUGCCAUGGAAAAAGCUAUAAAAAACAAAGUUGCAAAAGCAGUUGUUCCAGCAAUUGAUGUCAUGUUUCAAGCGUUAAGUGAGUUUGGUGCAAAAGUUAUACCACCUAAAAGAAUUUUGAAGAUGCUUCCUGAGCUCUUUGAUCAUCAAGAUCAAAAUGUUCGCGCCUCAUCUAAAGGGUUGACACUUGAACUUUGCCGGUGGAUUGGAAAGGAGCCAGUGAAGUCAAUUUUGUUUGAGAAAAUGCGGGACACUAUGAAAAAAGAACUGGAGGCUGAACUUGCCAAUGUCACUGGGAUGGCCAAACCUUCUCGUAAGAUAAGAUCUGAGCAAGACAAGGAGCCAGAGCAAGAAAUUAUUCCAGAAACUGGGGGUUCGGGUCCGUCAGAUGAAGUCACCUCAGAUGCUCCUCAGGAAAUUGAUGAGUAUGAGCUUGUUGAUCCCGUUGAUAUCUUAACUCCAUUGGAGAAGUCAGGGUUUUGGGAUGGAGUGAAAGCUACAAAAUGGCUGGAGCGGAAAGAUGCUGUCGCUGAACUGACUAAACUUGCUUCCACAAAAAAGAUUGCUGCCGGUGAUUUCUCUGAAAUUUCUCGGACUCUUAAAAAGCUUGUUACAGACGUGAACAUUGCUGUUGCUGUUGAAGCUGUUCAAGCUAUUGGAAAUCUUUCCCGUGGUCUACGUACAAAUUAUUCUGGGAACUCACGUCUUUUAUUGCCUGUUUUACUUGAAAAACUCAAGGAAAAAAAGCCUACAUUUGCUGAGGCACUUAUCCAGACACUACAAGCCAUGCACAAAUCUGGAUGCUUGAAUCUUGCAGACAUUGUUGAAGAUGUAAAAGUAGCUGUGAAAAAUAAAGUCCCCCUUGUUCGUUCAUUGACCUUGAAUUGGGUCACAUUUUGCAUUGAAACGAGCAAUAAAGCAGUGGUACUCAAAUUGCAUAAAGAAUACGUAUCAAUAUGUAUGGAGAGUCUAAAUGAUGGAACACCUGAAGUUAGGGAUGCUGCCUUUUCUGCUUUAGCAGCUGUUGCAAAGUUGGUUGGAAUGAGACCCUUAGAAAAACCUUUGGAGAAGCUUGAUGAUGUCAGAAGAAAGAAGCUCUCUGAAAUGAUUGGGGCUUCUACUGGUGGAGCCGUUGGUUCAGGCUCAGCUACUUUGCAGACUUCAGCUGGAGGUGUCUCUGUUGUGGAGGCUUCUAGUGGAGCAUUUGUCAGAAGGUCAGCUGCAAGCAUGUUGAGUGGGAAGAAGCCUGUCCAGGCUGCUCCUACUACUAUUAAGAAAGGAGCCGUUGAUAAAUCCGUUGCAAGUAAGAAAGGAGAUGCUACUGGACAGGCAAAAUCAUCUAAACCUGCUGAACCAGAAGAUGUGGAGCCUGGUGAAAUGAGUAUUGAAGAGAUUGAAAGCAGAAUCGGUUCCUUUAUACAAGCAGAUACCAUUUCCCAGUUGAAAAGUGCUGUGUGGAAAGAACGCCUGGAAGCAAUUGUGUCAUUGAAAGAACAGGUUGAAGGGAUACAAGAAAUUGACCAAUUGGUGGAGAUUCUAGUUCGUCUACUUUGUGCUGUUCCUGGAUGGACUGAGAAAAAUGUUCAGGUCCAGCAACAAGUCAUUGAAGUUAUUACCCACAUAGCUUCUACAGCUUCAAAGUUUCCAAAAAAAUGUGUUGUUCUUUGCAUUCAUGGUAUAAGUGAACGAGUUGCUGACAUCAAGACUAGAACUCAUGCUAUGAAGUGCCUCACUGUUUUUUCUGAAGCUGUUGGACCAGGAUUCGUUUUUGAGAGACUUUAUAAAAUCACGAAGGAACACAAGAAUCCUAAGGUUCUUAGUGAGGGUAUACUGUGGAUGACUUCAGCUGUUGAAGACUUUGGUGUUUCCCAUUUGAAGCUUAAGGAUUUAAUUGAUUUCUGCAAAGACAUAGGUCUACAAUCAAGUAAUGCUGCAAUUAGAAAUGCCACUAUAAAGCUUAUUGGAGUCUUGCACAAGUUUGUAGGUCCAGAUAUUAAGGCGUUUCUCUCUGAUGUUAAACCUGCUUUACUAAGUGUUCUGGAUACAGAGUAUGACAAAAAUCCAUUUGAGGGUGCAUCGGCUAUUCCAAAGAAAAAUGUGAAGGCCUUGGAAUCUACUCCGGCUUCCGGUGGUGGUCUAGACAGUUUGCCACGUGAAGAUAUUAGUGGAAAAAUUACACCUAUGGUUCUGAAGGGCUUGGAAAGUUCUGAUUGGAAGAUUCGUCUGGAAUCUAUUGAAGCAGUGAAUAAGAUACUAGAAGAGGCCAAUAAACGAAUUCAACCAACUGGGACUGGGGAACUGUUUGGGGCUCUUAGAGGUCGAUUGAAUGACAGCAACAAGAACUUGGUUAUGGCUACACUGUCUACGAUUGGGGGUGUUGCUUCUGCAAUGGGUCCUGCAGUUGAAAAGGCUAGCAAGGGAAUUCUAUCUGAUAUCCUUAAAUGCCUUGGUGACAAUAAGAAGCAUAUGAGAGAAUCCGCACUUUCUACAUUAGACUGCUGGCUUGCUGCUGUCCACCUAGAUAAGAUGGUUCCUUAUGUUGCUGCAGCUUUAACUGAAAACAAACUUGGUGCAGAAGGCCGUAAAGAUCUAUUUGACUGGGUGUCGAAGCAACUUAAUGGAGUAAACGACUUUUCUGAUGCUGUAUACUUGUUAAAACCAGCUGCUUCUGCUAUGAUGGACAAAUCUGCUGAUGUUCGCAAAGCUGCUGAUGCAUGCCUUGGUGAAAUUUUAAGAACUUGUAGUCAAGAUGCUGUGACAAAAGCCGUAAGAGAUAUUCAAGGACCUGCUCUUAACAUUAUACUUGAGCGGGUGAAUCUGCAUGGUUCAUUUCAUGAAAGCUUUGAGUCUGCAGCAAAGCCAGUAUCAAUGGCUUUGGCUCCAGGUUCAAAAGCUGGCACGAAGGUUGGAAAAUCAAGUUCAAAUGGUCAUGUAGAUCGUCUACCGAAGCAUGGAGCUAGAGGAGCAACAUCAGCAAGAGCAAAUCCCACAAGGGCUUCAAGGCCAGAAUCAAUUAUGUCCAUGCAAGAUAUCACCCUACAAUCUCAGGCUUUGUUUAAUGUAAAAGAUUCAAAUAAGGAUGAGAGGGAAAGGCUGGUGGUAAGAAGAUUUAAGUUUGAAGAGCUACGACUUGAACAGAUUCAAGAUUUAGAAAACGACUUUAUGAAGUAUUUUAGAGAGGAUUUGCACAGGAGGCUUCUUAGCACUGAUUUCAAGAAGCAAGUUGAUGGGAUUGAGUUGUUGCACAAGGCUCUUCCAUCAAUUGUUAAGGAUGUAAUUGAAGUUCUUGAUGUACUUCUCAAAUGGUUUGUUCUUCGAUUUUGUGAAUCUAACACAUCAUGCUUAUUAAAGGUGCUGGAAUUUCUUCCUGAUCUUUUUGACGCAUUGAAGAGUGAGGGUUACGUAAUGACAGAAUCAGAGGCUUCCAUUUUUCUUCCUUGCUUGAUUGAGAAGUCAGGGCACAAUAUCGAGAAAGUACGAGAAAAAAUGAGGGAACUGAUCAAACAAAUAGUUCAUACAUAUUCAGCAGCUAAAACCUUUCCUUAUAUUUUGGAAGGCUUGCGUUCCAGAAGCAACAGAACCCGGAUAGAAUCUGCUGAUCUUGUUGGAUUUUUAAUUGAUAACCAUGUAGCUGAGAUUGCAGGACAGCUGAAAUCAUUGCAAAUUGUUGCUAGUUUAACAUCUGAACGGGACGGUGAAACUCGGAAAGCUGCUCUCAAUUCAUUGGCCACUGGUUAUAAGAUUCUUGGUGAUGACAUAUGGAAGUAUGUUGGAAAGUUGACUGAUGCUCAAAGGAGCAUGAUAGAUGAAAAGUUCAAGUGGAAGGCACGUGAGAUGGACAAAAGGAGGGAGGGACGACCUGGGGAUGCUAGGGCUUCAAUGAGGCGUUCUGUUCGGGAGAAUGGGUCUGAAGCCACUGAGCAAAGUGGUGAAGUUUCAAGGCCAGUAUCUGCUCCAAUCUUUGCGAGGGAAGCAUAUGAUCAUCACGAGUUACAAAUGGAUAGGUUUUCGAUUCCUCGAGGAAUUGCAGGCUUAGCAGGUCCAAUUGAUUGGAACGAAGCUCUUGAAAUCAUCGAAAGUGGCUCCCCAGAGCAGUCUGUCGAGGGAAUGAAAGUUGUCUGCCAUGAAUUGGCACAAGCCACUAGUGGUCCUGAAGGCAGUGCAAUGGAUGCUAUCAUAAAAGAUGCAGACAGGCUUGUUGCUUGCUUAGCAGACAAGGUUGCCAAAACUUUUGAUUUCAGUCUAUCAGGUGCCUCUUCAAGGUCCUGUAAAUAUGUUUUGAAUACAUUAAUGCAGACAUUCCAAAAUAAACGACUUGCGCAUGCCGUCAGAGAACGCACUCUUGAUAGUCUCAUCACAGAACUCCUACUUUGGCUAUUAGAUGAAAGGGUAUCUCGAAUGGAUGAUGGCAGCCAGCUGCUCAAAGCAUUGAAUGUGUUGAUGCUUAAAAUCCUGGACAAUGCUGAGCGAACAUCAUCUUUUGUUGUGCUUAUUAAGUUGUUAUGCCCAUUGGACCCAUCAAGGUGGCCAUCACCAGCUUCAAAUGAGGCAUUUGCAACAAGAAAUCAGAAGUUUUCUGAUUUAGUUGUUAAAUGUCUUAUCAAACUUACAAAGGUUCUUCAAAUCACAAUAUAUGAUGUUGACCUUGAUCGAAUCCUUCAGAGCAUACAUGUGUAUUUGCAAGAACUGGGAAUGGAAGAAAUCCGAAGAAGAGCUGGGGCAGAUGACAAGCCACUACGAAUGGUGAAGACGGUUCUGCAUGAGCUCGUAAAGCUUCGUGGGACAGCAAUCAAGGGUCAUCUUUCCAUGGUGCCAAUUGACAUGGAACCCCAACCAAUAAUUCUUGCCUACAUUGACCUCAACCUGCAGACAUUGGCUGCAGCCAGAAUGUUGACCCCAUCUGGGACUGUUGGCCAAGCUCACUGGGGUGAUUCAGCUGCCAAUAAUCCAUCUCCAACAACUAACUCUGCAGAUUCUCAAUUGAAGCAAGAACUAGCUGCUAUUUUCAAGAAGAUUGGAGAUAAACAAACCUGCACCAUUGGUCUGUACGAGCUUUACCGCAUUACUCAAUUAUAUCCGAAGGUUGAUAUAUUUUCCCAGCUUCAGAAUGCUAGUGAGGCUUUUCGAACAUACAUUAGAGACGGCUUAACCCAGAUGGAAAAGAAUGCAGCAGCUGGAAGGACACCUUCAAGUGUACCUCUGUCCACACCUCCCCCAUCAGCCAUGAACCUUACUUCCCCCAAGUUUGGUCAUUUGUCGCCUGUAAAUAAUACAAAUCCACUAAUGGAUGCAAAAUCUCAGAACAAUAAAGUUGCUGAACCUACCAGUUUUAGUUUACCCCCCUCUUACAUUGAAGAUGACAGGACUGCUGCCAAUACUGAUAGGAUUCAAUCUGGAAUCAGCAGUGGAACAUUAGAUGCAAUCAGAGAAAGAAUGAAGAGCAUGCAAUUAGCAUCAGGUGGCGGUGGUGGUGGGAAUCAUUAUGAACCAAGUGGCAGGCCAUUGAUGAGCAUGUCUGCGAAUAUGAGCCAAGGAUUUAAUAGUAUUGCUGCUACUGCUUCCACAAAUCACAUAAUUGGUGAGAAUAUUAUUCCUGUACAAGGCCAUCAUGGUGGAGGAGGAGGGGUUCUCCCCAUGGAUGAAAAAGCUCUCUCUGGUUUGCAGGCGAGGAUGGAGAGACUCAAAAGUGGUUCAAUUGAACCCUUUUAGGUGACUAGAAAGAAGAAAAUGAUGCAGCUCUUCUACUAAUAUAUUGUCUUUAUAUUAAUCUUUCAUUUCCUAAAUGAAGAAGAAGAAGACAUCCCUGAGGUGGUGUAAUUAAAGAAAAUUUAUUAGAUUGGUGCUGCGGCAGCACCAACCAUUCAUUCAUGCGUGGUUUAGAAGAGAUGUAGUUCAAGUAUCCCCCCUUUUUCAUCCUGUUUAUGUUGGUUUGCGGUUCAUAGCAGCAGAUAUCUUAAUCUGUGUAAGAUGUUUGGAGAUUCAGUCAAUUUUGAUAGUACACAGAUUUCUUCAUCUACUUGUCAUCAUCCAUUUUCACUUCAGGACUUGGCUCCUGAAAUUCAACAAUCUGUGUUAUGGUCUUUUUUUUUAUGCAUCAUUGUAUACUACUAACUAGUGUGCUAUUCCUCCAUUUUUUUAUUUUUCACGUUUCUCUCUAUUA